This is a messenger RNA of Anarrhichthys ocellatus (wolf-eel), 1724 nucleotides long. RefSeq names its product C-X-C chemokine receptor type 4. The transcript has 2 exons. Gene Ontology annotation, molecular function: C-C chemokine receptor activity; C-C chemokine binding. Gene Ontology annotation, biological process: brain development; cell chemotaxis; positive regulation of cytosolic calcium ion concentration. Lineage: Eukaryota; Metazoa; Chordata; Actinopteri; Perciformes; Anarhichadidae. The record is from RefSeq and is a predicted model, not a curated record. Gene Ontology annotation, cellular component: membrane; external side of plasma membrane. The coding region runs from base 62 to 1195 and encodes 377 amino acids.
CUCAUCACCCUCCUGCACGCACACACUAGUCCUGAAGUUACGUUGUCAACGAGUGGUAAACAUGGAAAGUCACGAGAUUGACAUGUCAUUUGAGUUCUUUUACAACAGUUCUGACAACAUCUCAGAGGAGUCUGGAGACUUUGACAUAGACCAGGAGCCAUGUGGCAGAGCUCUCAGCAACAACUUCAACAAGAUCUUCCUACCAACGGUUUACGGAAUUAUAUUUAUUCUGGGAAUCAUUGGCAAUGGAUUAGUCGUUGUUGUCAUGGGCUAUCAGAAAAAGGUCAAAACAAUGACGGACAAGUACCGGCUCCAUCUCUCCGUGGCGGACCUCCUGUUCGUCCUCACGCUGCCCUUCUGGGCCGUGGAUGCAGUCAAAACCUGGUACUUUGGGCAAUUCCUCUGUGUGUCUGUGCACAUGAUCUACACAGUGAACCUGUACAGCAGCGUUUUGAUUCUCGCCUUCAUCAGUCUAGACAGAUACUUGGCAGUUGUGCGGGCCACCAACAGCCAAGCCACAAGGAAGCUGCUUGCAAGCAAAGUGAUCUAUGUGGGUGUGUGGCUGCCUGCAGCUGUGCUGACUGUACCUGACCUGGUGUUUGCCAGGGUGCAAAACAAAGGGUCUUCAAACUUCCUCUUUUCAGACGAAAGCAUGGAGAUGGCAGACUCCAGGAUCAUCUGCCAGCGCAUCUACCCGCAAGAAACCAGUCUCAUAUGGACAGUUGUUUUCCGCUUCCAGCACAUCCUAGUGGGCUUCAUACUGCCCGGUCUGGUCAUCCUCAUCUGCUACUGCAUCAUCAUCAACAGGCUGUCGCGAGGCACCAAGGGCCAGGCUCUGAAGAGGAAGGCGCUGAAGACCACGAUCAUCCUCAUCCUUUGUUUUUUCUCCUGCUGGCUGCCCUACUGUGUUGGCAUCUUUUUUGACAACCUGAUGAUGCUGAACGUGAUCUCUUCCUCUUGUGUAAUGCAACAAGCGGUGGAGAAGUGCAUUUCUAUCACAGAGGCGCUGGCCUAUUUUCACUGCUGCCUAAACCCCAUCCUCUACGCUUUCCUGGGAGUUAAGUUCAAGAAAUCCGCCAAGAGUGCACUGACAGCCAGCAGAUCAAGUCAGAAAGUAACUCUCAUGACAAAAAAGCGAGGGCCAAUUUCAUCUGUGUCAACUGAGUCCGAGUCCUCAAGUGUUUUAUCAAGUUAACAAACAGUCAAACUGCCUUGAUACUCUCAGGAGUGAAAAAAAACAACUAACCUUCAAUUUCAAAGAACUUACUACAUUUUGUACAGAUGUACAAAAAAAGAAAAUAAGAGUUUUUGUACUUUUUGAUUUGUUCGCCUUGUUUACUGCAAUUGUGUUCUUAUUGUAAUUUGUGCAAGUUUGAUGUUCCUCAAAGCAGCUUGUGUCCGCAGGCUGUGCCUCAAUUCCAUUCACUCAGCUCUACAAUCAAGAUCCAUUUUCUCUGUUUUCAUCUUUACAAUCUGUUCUGCUGUAUCAAAGCUCAGAAAAUGCCCUACUCUGUUUUCAUGGAUGGUAGCUGCUCUUAGAAACCUGUACAUAGUUUGUAGAAUGUGUGUGUUCGCACUUAAGCUGUGUGAUUAUCUGAAAGCUAUUAUUUAUUGCUGUCAUUCCCACUGGACGUUUUGUAAAAGAACGGAACUGCAUGCAUGCUGCUUGUUUGUUUUUUUUUACCGUUUUUUAUGUGAAUAAAUAAAAAUUUUGUAGUGCUUUU